Saccharomycodes ludwigii is the source of this 1194-nucleotide messenger RNA. Its product is annotated as conserved putative metaphase-anaphase transition (Mlo2) protein. The transcript has a single exon. Gene Ontology annotation, molecular function: ubiquitin protein ligase activity; zinc ion binding. The record is from RefSeq and is a predicted model, not a curated record. Gene Ontology annotation, cellular component: cytoplasm. NCBI's taxonomy places the organism in Eukaryota, Fungi, Ascomycota, Saccharomycetes, Saccharomycodales, Saccharomycodaceae. The coding region runs from base 1 to 1194 and encodes 397 amino acids.
AUGAUAGAUCCAAACAAACAAAAAAGGAAUCAAAUGUGUGACAACAAAGGUUAUACAACAGCCGUGGAAUUUUUAGAUAAACAAGAAAAGUUAGAAAAAGAAGCACGUAGGCUGAUGCCGUACGAUCCGGUAAAAUGUACCUAUGCUAUGGGGAGUUUAAAACAGUUAGUAUUUGCCUGUUUGACUUGCAACAAUAUUGGGGUGUGUUAUUCCUGUUCAAUCCAAUGCCAUUCCACCCAUGAAAUCGUAGAAUUAUUUUCCAAGAGAGAUUUCACAUGUGAUUGCGGGACUGAAAGAGAUGGCAACGGCAAGCAUAAUGGUGUUUAUUGUCAAAUAAGGAAAAACACUGAACUAGACAUACCUAGUUAUACUAAUGUUUAUGGUCAUAAUUAUACUGCAGGCGAAUUUUGCAGUUGUAAUUCUAAAUAUGAUCCCAAUACUGAAAGUGGGGAUAUGAUUCAGUGCGUUUUAGGAUUGGAAUGUAAUGAAGACUGGUAUCAUGACUAUUGUAUACUAGGGCUUCCAAAACCAGAUAUUUUAAAAAAAGAGACAAAAGAGGGAGAGACAAAAGAGGGAGAGACAAAAGAGGGAGUAAAAAAAGAAGACGAAAAAAAUAGCAACGGCUCAGUAAAAUUUCCUGACUUGGAUACCUUUGACACUUUUAUAUGCUGGAAAUGCAUUAAUAAAUAUCGUUCGAACUUUGAACAAUUAUUGGACAUAAAUGACAGUUUUGUUAGUUAUAAAAUCAAUCGCAAUGCCACUAUAAACAACCUUGUGUGUUCGGAGAAUAAGAAAAGGAAAAUAGAAAUACAUGAUUAUUCUUUAUUUUUGAAAAAGGGGUAUGGCGAAAUAUUACAGAAAUUAGUGUCUGAGAUUGAAGCUACCGGUAAAUAUAAAAACUCUUUAAAAUUUUUAACUGAAAUAUGCUCAUGUUUACUUAAAGAUGUGCCUAUUUAUAAGCCGUCGGAGGAUAAAGAAGAAGAAUAUUAUGAUAUGUUCUCUUUAGGUAAUAGAGAAUUGAAUAACCAUAUAAGUCGAGAUACUGCCAUAACAGGCAUAUUGGCUUUGGAAGAAGUUAAAACCAAACUAAAACAAUUUCUAAGACCGUUUGCAGAGACGGGUAAAGUUGUGGAAGAAAACGAUAUAAAAAGUUUUUUUGCCAAACAAGCUAGCUUAGGUAGACAUACCAAAUAA